This is a messenger RNA of Olea europaea var. sylvestris, 1834 nucleotides long. Its product is annotated as cyclin-dependent kinase D-1-like. Gene Ontology annotation, molecular function: ATP binding; RNA polymerase II CTD heptapeptide repeat kinase activity; cyclin-dependent protein serine/threonine kinase activity. The transcript is spliced from 7 exons. Gene Ontology annotation, biological process: protein phosphorylation; positive regulation of transcription by RNA polymerase II. NCBI's taxonomy places the organism in Eukaryota, Viridiplantae, Streptophyta, Magnoliopsida, Lamiales, Oleaceae. Bases 262 to 1461 code for a protein of 399 amino acids. The record is from RefSeq and is a predicted model, not a curated record. Gene Ontology annotation, cellular component: nucleus; transcription factor TFIIH holo complex; cytoplasm.
UACAGAAAUGAAGUGAGGGCGAAAAGCAGGUGCACGCUGCACCCUCACGCUCUNGCCCACCCACUUCCCCUUCCCCUGUUCUGCAUAUUUAUCAGCUCAAUUUUAUGUGCUAUCUGGCGACUUUUAAUUCACAAAUUCAUGUAAUAAAUGUCUUCAUCGACGGUUAAUUUCUGUUGUUGUGAAAAUUUAAGUUAAAUCAGCGAGAGCCCAUUUUUCACACACUAAAUUUUAAAGAAAGUAAAGCAUAAACGAAGAGAAAUAAUGGCGGAACUGGAUCAGUUACUUACUAAGAAGGUCGCUGAUCGGUACCUGAAACGCGAAAUGCUUGGUGAAGGUACCUACGGUGUCGUUUACAAAGCUAUCGAUACCAAGACAGAGCAGACAGUUGCCAUUAAGAAAAUUCGACUUGGGAAGCAGAAGGAAGGGGUUAAUUUCACAGCAUUAAGAGAAAUUAAAUUGCUCAAAGAGCUUAAUGAUCCAAAUAUAAUUAAGUUGAUCGAUGCAUUCCCUCACAAGGGAAACUUGCACCUUGUGUUUGAAUUCAUGGAGACGGAUCUAGAAGCAGUUAUUCGUGAUAGGAAUAUCGUGCUCUCACCAGCUGACAUAAAGUCCUUCCUUCAGAUGACACUAAAAGGACUUGCAUUUUGUCAUAAGAAAUGGGUUUUGCAUCGGGAUAUGAAACCCAACAACUUGUUGAUUGGAGCAGAUGGACAGCUUAAACUUGCUGAUUUUGGUUUAGCUCGUAUAUUUGGGAGCCCAGAUCGAAGGCUCACUCACCAGGUCUUUGCUAGAUGGUAUAGGGCGCCUGAGCUGUUGUUUGGUGCCAAGCAGUAUGGCCCAGGGGUAGAUGUUUGGGCAGCAGCUUGUAUAUUUGCUGAACUACUGUUACGAAGACCUUUUCUGCAGGGAAAUAGUGAUAUCGAUCAAUUGGGAAAGAUCUUUGCAGCUUUGGGGACCCCAAAGCCACCUCAAUGGCAAGAUAUGAUCUACCUUCCUGAUUAUGUGGAAUACCAAUAUGUUCCUGGUCAAUCAAUAAGUGCCUUAUUUCCCAUGGCAAGUGAUGAUGCUUUGGACCUCUUAUCAAAGAUGUUCACUUAUGAUCCAAAGGCUAGAAUUUCAGCGCAACGGGCGUUGGAGCAUCGGUACUUUUCUUCUGUACCUCCACCAACAGAACCGGCUUCACUAUCUAGACCUCCCCCAAAAAAGGACCAUGCUACUUUUAAGGUUUUGGAUUUUAAUUCACAGUGUGGUCCAACUGUAUUGUCUCCUCCAAGAAAGUCAAGGAGAGUGAUGCCACAACGUGAGGGAUUUGAAGUGAAUACUCACCAGCUUGACAAGAUUGAUGAACAUGGGAACGAGAAUAGACAGGCAGCUGGAGAGAGGAGUGAACAUGUGCCUAUGUCAUUUGAUUUCUCUGUUUUUGGGAUGAAGCCAACCACUAGACCCACAAUUAACAGGUAAACACUAUCUUAUUGACACAUGCACUUGAUGACAAAAGAAUGACCUUUAAAGUCAAAAUCUUGAUUUUGAGUUUUGUGCCCUAAGUUACUUUGUUAAUUAGUGGCUCUUAGUUUGGCUGUUGAAGAAACACACAGCUCUUCUCCUAUGCUGAUAAUAUCGAUAGUCAUAGUUGCAACUAAUAGGAAUACUAGCUUUUAUAUUUUUCAAAGUCACCUCCUCCUCCUACGAAAUCCUUGUCUUGUAAGAGCCUCUGUUUAUGAUUUGUCUUAAUAAUGUGCUUUAGAUGAAUGUAGCUUGCACAUAUAGAAGUGGAGAUAAGCAGGCUAUAGGUUGAUGUAGGGAUGUAAAUGAGCCGAGCCGAGCCGAAAUUCUC